CGGCUGUGUCUUUGGCAGAGGAGUUAAAAUACGCUGGAAGUGAACGGGCUAUGUUAGCAGGAAUAGAGACGGGAAAAAGGAGAAAUCCUGAGCAAUAUAGAUUUCCCUUCCCCCAUACGUUUUCCAGGAUGGAAGUCCGAAGUUUGAGGGAGAAACUUGUGAGGAAAUAAAGGAAGUUAGGCUGAGGGGCAGAGAGCGAGACUUUUCUAUUUUCCAAAAGCUCGGUCUGAGGCCCCUCAGUCUUGCUUCCUACCCCGCGCUUGAGUUUCUCCCCGGUUGGAUGCUCUCAGGGGCACUAAGAAGAGAGACAAUUCCUGAUUUCCUUAGAGGGCCUUGUUCUCCUUGGUACAAGAAGCUCAAGUCCUGAUUCCCGCCCUCCCUUCUCGUUUUAGGAAUGUUACGCUGAGAAGCCACAGAAAAGAAAACCAUCAGUGUUUGGAAAUGAUUCUGAUGAGGAGGAGGAGACCUCCGUGAGUGAAAGUCUUCAGAGGGAAGCUGCAAAGAAGCAGGCCAUGAAACAGACCAAACUGGAGAUGCAGAAGGCCCUUGCAGAAGAUUCCACUGUAUAUGAAUAUGACAGCAUUUAUGAUGAGAUGCAGAAAAAAAAGGAAGAAAGUAAUCCCAAAUUACUUUUGGGAAAAGAUAGAAAGCCUAAGUAUAUCCACAACUUACUAAAAGCAGUUGAGAUCAGAAAAAAGGAACAGGAAAAAAGAAUGGAAAAGAAAAUACAGAGAGAACGAGAAAUGGAAAAAGGAGAAUUUGAUGAUAAAGAAGCAUUUGUGACAUCUGCUUAUAAAAAAAAACUGCAAGAGAGAGCUGAAGAAGAAGAAAGAGAAAGACAGGCUGCUGCACUAGAAGCACGUUUGGAUGUAACCAAGCAGAAAGAUCUCAGUGGAUUUUAUAGACACCUUUUAAAUCAAGCAGUUGGUGAGGAAGAAGUACCAAAAUGCAGCUUUCGUGAAGCCAGUUCUGGAAUAAAGGAAGAGAAAUCAAGAGGCUACUCAGAUGAAAUAAAUUCAGAAAACAGAAUACCACAAGAGAGAUGUGUUCUCCAAACUCAUGUGACAAAGAAGGAAAAUCCAGAUGCAGACAGUGAUUUUGAUACUAAGAGUAGUGAAGAUGAAAUGGAAGAAAACAAAGUGAAUUGUAGAAAGGCAAAGGUCACAGAGACCUCCAGGAAUUAUUCCAAACAUCUCAAGAACCGGACUCACUCAAGAUCAUCUAGUGAAGAAAAAGAACAUAGUACCAAAUAUCAUGCCAAAAAUUCCAAGUCCAGAGGGCAUGACAAAAGGGAAGAUCACCACGAAAGGCAGUCCAGAGACCAGGAGAACUAUUACACUGACCGUGAUCACAGAAAAGCAAAGGAUUCUCAUAAACCCAGAGAAGCCAGUCAUAGAGAUUCCCACUCAAAGAGGCAUGAACAAGAGGAUAAGCCAAGGGUAGACCAGAGAGAAAGAAAUGACAGAGAAUGGAAAAGAGAGAAAUAUUCCUCAAGAGAACAAGAAAGACAUAGACAACAAAAUGAUGCUGACCAAUACAGUGAGAGAGGUACGGAGAAGGAAGAAAAGAGCAAAGAGAAGGAAGAACAGAUGAAAGGAAGGAAGGAAAGGUAUGAAAGUAACGAUGAAUACAGAGAUAAGGGAAAACAAGAAGUAAGUGUUCAGUCUUCAGAAAGAAUUUACAGAAAAGAAGGCAGAUCUAAUUCUAGGGCAAAGGAAGAGUUUUUUGACCAUGAGAGAGCUAGUAAAGUAAGGAAUAUGGAAAAGAAAAAAGAAAGAUACCAAGAAAAGCCCUCUGGUUCUGAAACAUCACUGGGAGAAAAACACAGACUCACAGAAGAAAGGCAAGAGAAGGGCAAAGAACAAGAGAAACUACCAGAGGCAGUGAGCAAGUUUGCAAAGAGGAAUAAUAAAGAAACUGUAACGUCAGCUAGAGACAGGUACUUGGCCAGGCAAAUGGCACGGGCUAAUGCAAAGACCUACAUUGAGAAGGAAGAUGAUUAGUGGCUGCCCCAGCAGGGAGAUCUGUGGAAGCACAGGGUAUUGUAACUCCCAGGACUCGUGAAGGUGUCAUGAAAUUUGCUAGUUGAGGGAAUGUAUUUAAAAAUAUAUUUUUAAAUUUUUUUUAAAUUAAAGUCAAAAGUCAGUCUUCUAAUCUUGACUGUUUAACUAGAAAUAUGUAUAUUUGUAUGUAUGUGUAUAAUAUUGCUUUGUCAGUACCAUAUUUCUUGGUUGUAUUCAAGAACCAUAAGUGUGUGUACAUCCUGAAGAUUAUGAGGAACAUUAGCUGCACUGCAACCAUUAAAAAGUAAACAGCUUUCCUAACAAUGUUGCUUUUGUUACAAUAGCUGUUUUGUUUUAUAUUGUAUUUCAGGUAAAAAUUUGAAAAGUAGGAAAAGUGGUUAUACUUUUUACCCUGAAACUUGCA
This is a messenger RNA of Octodon degus (degu), 2427 nucleotides long. It is a transcript of the gene Nsrp1, whose product is annotated as nuclear speckle splicing regulatory protein 1. Lineage: Eukaryota; Metazoa; Chordata; Mammalia; Rodentia; Octodontidae. The record is from RefSeq and is a predicted model, not a curated record. The transcript is spliced from 7 exons. Gene Ontology annotation, biological process: regulation of alternative mRNA splicing, via spliceosome. Bases 513 to 2003 code for a protein of 496 amino acids.